AUUUGAGGGACUUUCCGUAAAUACGCAAGGUUUUAAAAUCAGGAAUUAGGCUUUCAAAAAAUCAAACGUUAUUAUCCCGCCCCUGAGCGUGAGUCAGAUUCAAAAUCAAGCAAAUUUCGAACUCAAAAUCGCCAAAGACAGACAGAGGGAAAAUGGAGAAGAUUUGUGUAGCGGUUAGAGUGAGACCACCAGUAGCUGUGUCUCAAGAGACCUCCAAUGGAAAUCACUGGAGGAUCGAAGAUAAUCACAUCUCUCUUCGCAAGUCCGACGGUACUCCUAUCUCCGGCGUCUCCCAUUCUUUUGAUCAUGUGUUCGACGAAAGUUGCACAAAUGCUAGAGUUUAUGAGCUUCUUACCAAGGAUAUCAUCCAUGCUGCUGUGGGGGGCUUUAAUGGCACUGCAUUUGCUUAUGGACAGACAAGUAGUGGCAAGACUUUCACCAUGAAUGGUUCUGAAGCUAAUCCAGGAAUUAUUCAUCGAGCAGUUAAAGAUGUAUUCAACAAAAUACAGAUGAUUUCUGACAGGGAGUUUCUUAUACGGGUAUCUUAUAUGGAGAUUUAUAAUGAAGAAAUUAAUGAUCUUUUUGCUGUGGAAAACCAGAAACUACAAAUACAUGAGAGUUUGGAGCGUGGUAUAUUUGUGGCAGGCCUUAGGGAGGAAAUCGUGAGUAAUGCUGAACAAGUGCUCAAUCUCAUUGCAGCAGGAGAAGUUAAUAGGCACUUUGGGGAGACAAACAUGAAUGUUCGUAGUAGCAGGUCUCACACAAUAUUCAGAAUGGUUAUUGAAAGCAAAGCAAAGGAUACUGUCUCAUCUACAGAUUAUUCGUGCAGUGAUACCAUCCGAGUCUCUGUUUUGAACUUGGUAGAUUUAGCUGGAUCAGAAAGGAUUGCUAAAACUGGAGCUGAUGGAGUACGUUUGAAAGAAGGGAAGCACAUCAACAAGAGUUUGAUGGCUCUUGGUAAUGUGAUAAACAAACUGAGUGAUGGUGCAAAGCAGAGGGGGCAUAUUCCUUAUCGUGAUAGCAAGUUAACCCGUAUACUUCAACCUGCUCUUGGUGGUAAUGCCAAAACUUCAAUCAUAUGUACUAUAGCACCAGAAGAGGUUCACAUUGAGGAAACAAAGGGAACUCUCCAAUUUGCUAGCCGAGCCAAGCGAAUCACCAAUUGUGCCCAAGUGAAUGAGAUUUUGACAGAUGCAGCCUUACUGAAGCGACAGAAGUUAGAGAUAGAAGAACUACGCAGAAAACUACAGGGAUCCCGGGCUGAAGUACUGGAGCAGGAGAUCUUAAAAUUGAGAAAUGAAAUGCUGAAGUAUGAAUUAGAACGGGAGAAACUUGAAACACAACUGGAGGAGGAGAGGAAAUCACACAAAGAGCGUGAUCAAUGCAUCAGGGAGCAGCAGAUGAAAAUCGACAAUCUGAGUAGUCUUGUCACCAUUCCAGAGUGUGAUAAGAAUGAUGGUCAGGGACAGAAGUCAUGGAGACAUAGUAGCAAGGAAGAAUUCAAUGACAGCAAUAAUAGAUCCCAAGGAGAUGCUUUUAGAACCCCUUGUUUUAAGGCAGCUCCAAAUGCCUUUGUUGCCAAAAGAUCUGAUUAUUCCAGGCUUGCUGAUUACAGUCCUCUUCCAGAUACUCUCAGCAAUAUAGCUGACGAAGACACGUGGUUGAAAAUGAACAAAGGUUACAUAGCUGACCUUGAUUCUAUUCAAAAGACUCCUGCAAGAAAAGUUCAAUCCUUUCCAUCAAGUGAAACAACUUCUGGCUUUUCUAAUGAUAAUUACAGACUGGAAGUUGAAAAUCUUAGAAGACAACUAGAACUCAUCACUGAGGAGAAGAAUGAACUUGAGAAGAAGCACUCAGAACAAUUAUUAUUGAAUAAUCAUUUGAUGGAGGAAAUGUCAGAACUGAAACAAGAAGUAGAGGUUAUCCGAGAGAUUCCUCAAUAUUUGUGCAAAUCUGUGGCCAGUUGCAAAGACCUUUACGAGGAUAUUUUGUUAACUUUGCAGAGUGUUGUACCUGAUGGGGAAUCUUCUACUGCCAAACUGCUCUCUACCACAAAUGAAAUUGGCAUAAGCCUUUUCUCAAAUCUGGAAUCUUAUUUCCUUAUGACCAAGGAUGAUCAUGAACCUUUCCCAGGAAAUGGUUCCCUGGUCCAAGAGCAAUGCAGACUGCUUUCUGAGAGGUUAAAAGGCACAAUAUCAUCCCUGGCAGAAUUGAAGAAAUCAGCCAUUCAGAAUAAAGAAGCGAAGAACAAAAUAUGUAGCUGCGACUAUAAGGGCUCCAACACGGGGGGAGAAACUGCUUCUUCAAUGGAGAAACCAAGCUAUGAACUUGACAAUAUCAAGAAAAAAUACCAUGAUUUAGAGAAAAAGCUGGAUCUGAAUAACCAGCUUUUGGAGGAUUCUAGAGAAAAAUAUGCUAGCUUGGAAAGAGAUUUUCAGCUUUUGAAAGAAGAAAGAGAUUCCUUGCUUGAAAGAGUCUCAGAAUCAUCUCAAAAGCUUGCUUUUGUGACUGAGCAAAAGGAAAAUAUUUUGAAAGAUUUGAACACUGAAGCACAGAGAAGGAAAGAUCUUGUAGAAGAGAUUAAACAAUUCAAUGUUGCUUUUGCUGGUCGACAGAGAUCAUUUACAUCCUUCCAGAGUGAAUUUAAAUCCAAAAUGGAGAAAUUGAGAGCCCUAGAUCCAGUUUCAGUAUCCAAACCUCUUGGGUAUUGAAGUCUAGUGAUUGCUUCUUUUAAUGUUAUAUAAGCCUGCAAUUUGAAUCUCUAUCGUUUCCUGUGUUGCAUAUUCGUUGCUAUGUAUUUUACUGGAUUUUUUUGAUUGUCAGCCUAGAUAAGUAUUUAAAAUUUUACAGGUUGAUGACAAGUUGCAAGUAACUUAUUGUCUCUAGCAUUAUCAGAGUCUGAAUUUCGUCAUUUUCUACAAUAUUGCUAUUGCAGUCAGUCAGACAUUUCCUUGUGGUAUUUCUGCAACUCAAGGAAGAAUACAAAUGGCAUUUUAUCAGAUUCUCAAACAGUUUUAGGAGGUUUCUGCUGGUAAUUGGCAGUCAAGGUUACUUCAGGGUUUAGCUGUUUUAGUGCAGUGUUUAGCUAUUUUAAUAGUGUUAUAAAACGCCAUUAAUCUUUUAUAAAACGCUAAACUCUUUGAAAAGCUAUUGUAAAUACAGCUGAAAAGUGCUAUAUCACUCGUUUCAGUAAUUUUUGUUGGUACUUUGAAUGAAUAGUUUCAUCAGUAACUGGUUUUGAA
This is a messenger RNA of Jatropha curcas, 3242 nucleotides long. RefSeq names its product P-loop containing nucleoside triphosphate hydrolases superfamily protein (gene ZCF125). Gene Ontology annotation, biological process: microtubule-based movement. The record is from RefSeq and is a predicted model, not a curated record. Lineage: Eukaryota; Viridiplantae; Streptophyta; Magnoliopsida; Malpighiales; Euphorbiaceae. Gene Ontology annotation, molecular function: microtubule binding; ATP binding; microtubule motor activity.